AUGGCCGCCGCCGGCUCUGCCCAGAUUCACAUCCAGACGCGCGCGCAACAAGGAGGAUUCAACCGCAACGCCGACAUGUCACCGCCCGUCCAAAGCCUGAGCCUGAGCCUGAGCCGGUUGGCCGUGGCGGGCCUGGCCCUCGUCACCACCGGCAUCUGCAACUUGACCCUUCUCGCAGCACCCAGGGCCACGACAACAGCAACACGCACCACCACCGACCAAAAGCCCAGUCCGGCUCGAGCACCACCAGCCUCCAUGCCCCGAGGAGAAGCCACCAGGGUCAAGGUCGCCUUGCGCCUCAUGCCCCUCGGCGCGUCCAUCACCUACGGCCAAGGCUCGUCCACCGGCAACGGCUACCGCGGCGACCUGCACGACCUCCUCACCAGCAACGGCUACGCCGUCGGCAUGGUCGGGUCCCGCAGGCACGGGUCCAUGGAGGACAACGCCGUCGAGGGCUGGCCCGGCUUCCUGAUCCACGAGGUCCGGUCCAAGGCCGAGGCCGCCGUGCCCAGCCGCCUCCCCAACGUGUUCCUCGUCAACGCCGGCACCAACGACUGCGCCGUCAACCUGGACCUCGACGCCGCGGGACGCCGAAUCGACCGCCUCCUCGAGUAUCUGUGGACGGCGUCCCCCGGCUCCACCGUCAUCCUGUCCACGCUCCUCGUCAACCUGUCCCCCCCGGUCGAAGCGCGCGUCGGGAGGGUAAACGCGCAGAUUGAGCAGGUCGCCGAGGACCGGGCGGCCCAGGGCAAGAGAAUCGUCCUGGUGGACAUGCACGCCGCCGACGCUCCUCAGGCGCCCGACAUGGCCGACGCCACGCACCCCAAUGACGCGGGCUACAGCAAGAUGGCUGCCAUUUGGCUCCGCGGCAUCCAAGAAGCUGCUGCCAAGGGAUUCCUCAACGAGCCCAAGCCCGUUCCUGGCGCUUAG
This is a messenger RNA of Metarhizium album ARSEF 1941, 930 nucleotides long. RefSeq names its product Esterase, SGNH hydrolase-type. The coding region runs from base 1 to 930 and encodes 309 amino acids. The transcript has a single exon. The record is from RefSeq and is a predicted model, not a curated record. Lineage: Eukaryota; Fungi; Ascomycota; Sordariomycetes; Hypocreales; Clavicipitaceae. Gene Ontology annotation, molecular function: phosphatidylcholine lysophospholipase A1 activity.